Molecule: messenger RNA, 1701 nt
Organism: Neoarthrinium moseri
Lineage: Eukaryota; Fungi; Ascomycota; Sordariomycetes; Amphisphaeriales; Apiosporaceae
Exons: 1
Coding region: 1-1701 (566 amino acids)
Source: RefSeq, a predicted model, not a curated record
AUGAGGCUGACUUGGUCAGGUGAACCGCAGAUCCCCAGGCUUGUACAGGAUGUUGAAUUCUCCUCAGAAGGAGGCUGCGAGUUGUCGUUCAACUUUAUCAAAAACCAGCUCAGCAACUGUGUGCAAAACCAUCGUCCAUGCCGCUCAUACCAGGAUGAAAUGAGAAAGGUCCUGGGAGGCGGCUGGCCGAGGCGAAUUCUGAAGAUAAAUAACAGAGGAUCAAAGAUCAAGCUGGUUGAGUUUCAACCUGCAAUGGAACAAAAGUAUGUUGCCCUAAGUUACUGCUGGGGUGAUCAGAGAAAGCAGUUCAGGGCUAUAGCCUCCACGUUGCCAGCACUACGAAAAGGCGUCAAAGUUUCACAGCUCCCGGUGACUAUAAAGGAUGCCAUCAAGGUCUCAAUUAGCCUCGGUAUCGAUCUCAUAUGGAUAGACGCAAUGUGCAUCAUACAAGAUGAUCGCGCGGACUGGAAGACUGAGGCGUUGAAGAUGGCUACUGUAUACUCAAAUUCCCUGGUCACUGUCAUUGCAAGCGAGGCGAAAUCCUGCGACCAAGGUUUCUUGAGCAACAAGCGGAAUCAUUCAGUGGUGCUUGGUGAAGUGCAGGUCGAGUCCAAGCCUGUCGUGAUACGAGGUAGAGUGCUGCGGGAUUGGGGUCACCAUCGAAAUGGACCCCAGUCUCCAGAGAACUACCAACAUCAGUGCUUGGAUCCUGUUGACACUAGGGGAUGGAUCUUGCAGGAGAGGCUUUUAUCCUCUCGAUACAUCAGCUUCACCAGUGGUGAAAUCCAAUGGGGCUGUCAGGACUGCAAAGUCUGCGAAUGCGACCAACCAUUGCAGCAGGAUCUCGCAUCGACAGGGUCAUCAGAUGACCAGUGGUUUGCUACCGUCGACGAGUUCUCUAUGCGCCACCUCUCUGAGCGAACUGACGUGCUGAUCGCUUUGGCCGGUAUUGCGAAACGAGCAUCGACAAUGCUGGACGGGAAUUGGACUUGGUAUGCUGCAGGUCUUUGGUUAGAACCGCAAAUGAGUCCACUCGGGGCUAGAAGCCUGUUAUGGUACCGGUGGUCGAAUCUUGGUCCUGCAUACUUCCCCAGAGUUUACACAGCACCAAGCUUCUCCUGGGCGUCUGUUGCUGGACAAGUUCAAACAGCAGGCCAAAUAGAUGCUGAAGGAGGAGAUUUCCCAACAGCGGUCGUUGAGGUUGAUAUGAUUAGAAGUACCCCAGAUAUGUUUGGCCAUGUUGAAGGUGGCCAUAUGCGAUUAUGUGGACCAUUGAUAUCGUCAAAGCUAUCUCUUCGGGUCCCGGGGGGCGUACCCGAUUCGCAGGCCAAGAUCGAUGUAAUGGAACCGGAGUGCUUAUAUGUUACAACAUGUUUCCUGGAUGGGCCGGUCGAGCGAGUCUCGCACCCGGAAGGAGGUUUUACGGUUCAGAGAUACAGGUCCGAAAACCUCGAGGACUCAGAGAAGGUGCGCGGCGAGGUGCAUUUCGAUCAUGCCGAUGUCUUUAUUCUACCUAUUACGGCGGACUCGCGAGAUCUCAUGAAGCCCGGGCAAAUGAAAGAAAGUGCCUCGGGCGGAGCUCUCGUACUGGCGCGCGCAGUUUCGGGUCAGGGAUAUGAGCGGAUCGGGAUGGCCCAGUACACGUGUAGCAAGUUGGCUGACUUGAAGAGUAUGUCGAGCUCAGACAUUGAUUUGUAUUAG